Messenger RNA from Acaulospora colombiana, 1311 nucleotides. The record is from the annotation of a GenBank genome assembly. NCBI's taxonomy places the organism in Eukaryota, Fungi, Glomeromycota, Glomeromycetes, Diversisporales, Acaulosporaceae.
AUGACGCCCAAUAAGCUGCUCCUUUUUGUAGCCUUAUUUGUCUCCUCGGCAGUCGCUGUACCUUAUAUUUCUGAGGAACAACAACUUGCACCUUUAUUCUCGUCGGCUAAUUCUCAAGUCAUUCCUGACUCGUACAUUAUAGUUUUCAAAGAACAAGUAGAGAGGAAGCAUAUCGAAAACCAUCACCACAGGAUUCGUUCCUUGGUUAACGAAGAAAACAACAAACUUGCCAAGAGAGGUUUCCUCGAUAAAUUGAUAUCUGGUAUUAAACAUACCUAUAAUUUUAAAAGUCUAAAGGGUUAUUCCGGUCGCUUUACCGACGAUGUCUUAGAAAGGAUCAGGAGCAGCGAGGAGGUAGCUUGGGUGGAAAAAGAUCAAGUAGUCUAUGCAUCUGAACUUCAACGAAAUGCUCCGUGGGGCUUGGCCAGAAUCGCACAUCGUCCCUCAUUGACAUUUGGAACCUUCAACAAGUACCUUUACGAUCCACAAGGAGGAGAAGGUGUUACGGUCUACAUUAUCGACACUGGCGUAAACGUUAAUCAUACUGACUUCGGAGGUCGUGCCCAAUGGGGUAUGACGAUCCCUGACAACGACGCAGACAUUGAUGGCAAUGGACACGGCACCCAUGUUGCUGGCACUGUUGCGGGUAAGAGGUAUGGCGUUGCAAAAAAAGCAAAGAUUGUUGCUGUUAAAGUGUUGCGAUCGAAUGGUUCCGGUACCAUGUCGGAUGUCCUUAAAGGCGUUGAGUAUGCUGCCGAAGCUCAUCAAGAAGCUGAAGAAAAAGCGAGAGAGGAAGGAAAACCUUUCAAGGGAUCAGGCGCCAACAUGAGCUUGGGCGGUGGUAGAAGUAAGGCUUUGGACUUUGCCGUCGAUUCGGCCGUUGAAGCUGGUCUCAACUUUGCCGUUGCCGCUGGUAACGACAAUCGUGAUGCUUGUGAUUUCUCACCGGCUGCUUCCGAGUUAUCUAUAACCGUUGGUGCUUCAACCAUUGAGGACGAACGUGCCUGGUUCUCUAAUCACGGUAAAUGUGUCGAUGUUUUCGCUCCUGGUAAGGAUAUCACCUCCACAUGGAUUGGGUCUCGUACCGCCACCAAUACCAUCUCUGGAACUUCAAUGGCAUCUCCUCAUGUCGCCGGUCUGAUAGCAUACUUGCUUUCUCUUCAAGUUGAUGACGAAUCGGACUUCUUCACUAAACCUUUAACUCCUAAAGAGCUCAAGGAUAUUAUUAUCAAUUUAUCCACAAAGGACGCUCUUGACAAAAUUCCAAACAAUACACCAAACCUUUUGAUAUACAAUAAUUAUAUCAAAUGA